UCGUUCGCUUUUUACUCCUGUAUAAUAUUCUCGGUUCCUUUUCUCGCCUUCACCUUUUCUCAAUACGCUCCCACCAAAUUAACCUUUUUUCCCUUUCCCUUUCCCUUUGCCUUUCCCUUUCGCGGCGUUCGCGAGCACCAUCCACGGCGGCGUCCAUGGCGGCGGCGGCGGCGGCGGCGGCGAGCAGGGAGGAGAACGUGUACCUGGCGAAGCUGGCGGAGCAAGCGGAGCGGUACGAGGAGAUGGUGGAGUUCAUGGAGAAGGUGGCGGCGGCGAAGGGCGACGCGGAGGAGCUCACGGCGGAGGAGCGCAACCUCCUCUCCGUGGCCUACAAGAACGUCAUCGGCGCGCGGCGGGCCUCGUGGCGCAUCGUCUCCUCCAUCGAGGCCAAGGAGGAGGGGCGCGGCAACCCCGACCACGCCGCCGCGAUCCGCGCCUACCGCUGCCGCGUCGAGGCCGAGCUCGCCUCCAUCUGCGGCGGCAUCCUCGCCCUCCUCGACUCCCGCCUCGUCCCCUCCGCCGCCUCCGCCGACUCCAAGGUCUUCUACCUCAAGAUGAAGGGCGACUACCACCGCUACCUCGCCGAGUUCAAGACCGGCCCCGAGCGCAAGGACGCCGCCGAGAACACCCUCGCCGCGUACAAGGCCGCGCAGGACAUAGCGUCGGCGGAGUUGGCGCCGACGCACCCGAUCCGGCUGGGGCUGGCGCUUAAUUUCUCGGUGUUUUACUACGAGAUCCUCAAUUCGCCGGACAAAGCUUGCUCUCUCGCAAAGCAGGCUUUCGACGAAGCGAUUGCCGAGCUAGAUUCUCUUGGAGAGGAGUCAUACAAGGAUAGCACCCUAAUAAUGCAGCUUCUUCGCGACAACCUCACCUUGUGGACUUCGGAUAUGCAGGAUGAUGGGGUUGAUGAUAUCAAAGAGGCAACCAAGGCCGAUGAUGAGCAGUAGUAGCUUAUUAUUUAUGGGCGUGUUCUGCUGCUCCGGUUCGUUUUUAAAUGUUCCAGCUUGCAGAUUUAUCAAUUGCAAGUACCUUUUCCUCUCUAUUUUUCUUCUUUUUCCUGUGGCUUGAGACGGAAGUGCCUCCUGUACUCGGUUUUCCAUUUCUUUUGCUGCUUUAUUAGGUGUGCUGCUGUUAUGUUUGCAUCAUGAGAAUGCUAUAUACUUCCCUAUUUAAUAUAUUUGGCUUAUGAAAUUUCUCUUCUUUCUACAA
Molecule: messenger RNA, 1209 nt
Organism: Ananas comosus (pineapple)
Lineage: Eukaryota; Viridiplantae; Streptophyta; Magnoliopsida; Poales; Bromeliaceae
Product: 14-3-3 protein 6-like
Exons: 4
Coding region: 156-947 (263 amino acids)
Biological process (GO): signal transduction
Cellular component (GO): cytoplasm
Source: RefSeq, a predicted model, not a curated record